Molecule: messenger RNA, 1017 nt
Organism: Diaporthe citri
Lineage: Eukaryota; Fungi; Ascomycota; Sordariomycetes; Diaporthales; Diaporthaceae
Exons: 3
Coding region: 1-1017 (338 amino acids)
Source: RefSeq, a predicted model, not a curated record
AUGGCGCGCCCCAAGAAGGUCGAGGAGAAGCAGCUGGCCCCGGCCGUCCCUCAGCCCGUGCCCAUUGCCGCUCCCCAGCAGCCGCAGCAGCAACCCCAGCAGCCCAACCUGGUCGGCAGCAACCUGCAGGGCAGAGUCAUCGAUGUUGAUAACUUCAUCAAAGUGAGGAACUCUGUUUAUCAUCGUCUGGCUACCAUCCAGGAGUUCAUCCGUUCUACGAAUACGGACUUCCUCCGCCAGACCAACCUGCUGAUUGGGGAGCCCCUUGAGGAUGAUGCCGGUCUUGCGGACAUUGCCGAUUUGUUUACGUCGCAGUCGCUGCCUCAGGUUACCGGUAUCCCAAAUCCCGUACCUGCUCCCGUCCCCGUCGUGGAGGAGAAGAAGGAGCGCAAGAAGCGCCAGCAUGACCCCAACGCGCCCAAGCGUCCCUUGACCCCCUACUUCCUGUACAUGCAGACCGCCCGCCCCAUCAUCGCUGCCGACCUUGGUGACAGCGUCCCCAAGGGUGCUGUGCAGGAUGAGGGACAGCGUCGGUGGGGCUCCAUGUCUGCCCAAGAGAAACUGGGUUGGAACUCGGCCUAUCAGUACAACCUGCGCCUGUACAAUGCCCGGGUGGCAUCAUACAAGGCUGGCAACCUGAACGCCAAGAACAUGACCGACGAUGAGGCGAUGGAGUAUGCCGAGGAGUUCAGCAUCCCCAUGCCUCCUCUCGGUGGUGGUGACGCCAAUCAUGCCAACGACCAGGCCGCUAUUGCCGAACAGUUGCAGCAGAGCGCGCCCGCCCCGGAGCCCAUCGUUGAGGAGCCCGCCAGUACCACCAAAGCAACCAAACCAAAGGCGUCCCGCAAGCGCAAGAGUGAGGCUGAGCCUACCGUGGCUACCCCCGCUCAGCAGGCGGCGGCGACCCCGGCGGCCAGCCCCGACAAGAAGCGCAAGAGGGCGUCUGCUAAGCCGGUAGAGCAGCCUGAGAAGGAUGAACCCAAGAAAUCGGGACGCAAGAAGGCUAAGAGCGGUUAG